AUGUCCAAUACCAAUACUGAGAGCAAGACCACAGCUUAUGUUGGAGGGCUUGAUCACAGCAUGACAGAGGAACUCGUGCAUGCAGCCUUUAUUCCUUUUGGUGACAUUGUAUCGGUUCAACUUGCAAACGAUCCGGGAUCACGCAAUCCGCACAAGGGCUAUGGUUUUGUCGAAUUCGAAGAGGAGGAGGAUUGCGAAGCUGCUAUUGAUAAUAUGAACUUGGCUGAAUUACACGGCAAGGUGAUCAAGGUGACCAAGGCUAAACCACAUCGAGUACUUGCAGGAUCCAACAGAGCAGUAUGGAGCGACGAUGCAUGGCUACAAAAGCACGCUGUACCACAAACCGAACCAGCCGAAGAAGCAAAGUCACCAUCUGAACCCCCACCACCAUCGCCCUAG
This is a messenger RNA of Lichtheimia ornata, 399 nucleotides long. RefSeq lists its product as uncharacterized. The record is from RefSeq and is a predicted model, not a curated record. The transcript has 4 exons. The coding region runs from base 1 to 399 and encodes 132 amino acids. Gene Ontology annotation, molecular function: RNA binding. NCBI's taxonomy places the organism in Eukaryota, Fungi, Mucoromycota, Mucoromycetes, Mucorales, Lichtheimiaceae.